AUGCCUAUGUGUAACACCACUGGUGCCUGUGCCAGCGGGCUGUACUGGUGUCAUCUGCUGGAGAUCUGUCUACCCGUCACCAGUCCAUGCAGCCCUUAUUACUCUUCUAACAGUGGGCGCGUGUUCCCCCUCCCACCCCGCUACACUGCCGCAUCACCGUACUUUCACUUGAUGGCGGACAUGGCAUUGAAACUGGAACCAAGCGUGGACCACACAUAUAUCAGUGUUACAACUCAAGACAAAGACAUCACAGUCUAUCCCGAUGACAUUUUGGCAGUUCAACAUAACAGAAGAGCAGGAGAAUUUCUUCAUUGUGUUGCUAGUACCAGCUCGGCCUGGCGCCAGAGUUACCUUUCACUCCAUGGGCCGGAAUGGGGAGGCUGGUUAGAAGGGGUUUUGUCUGCCCAGUCAGGAGAAGGCCAGUGGCUAGACGAUGUCGUAUGUGACAUCCGUGUGAUUUAUGAGGACAUUAUGUCUCAUUAUGGCAUUCCAACAAUACCCAGCACAAUGGAGACUACUGUACAAACCAACAGUCCGAUCAAAGCACAUAGUCCUGUCACAGGGUUACAGUUGUUACAUCCAAAACUUGACAAAAACAACCAAAUGCAUGUUGCAGUUAACGCCCCAACUCUUGUUGUCAUCAAAGUUACUUCAAGAGAAAGCGCAACCAGCUCCUGGUCGGCCCCUGUGGAUAAGAAUAAAGUCUUGUUCCAUUCCUUUUGCCCCGCUGAGAUGCCUGAGACUAAAGUAGUAUGCGUGAGGUCUCCAGAGACGUGGUUCUCUCACGUGUACAUGGUCCUUUCAGGUGAAGGGGAACAUCUGCUCAACAUCACGGCCUCAAACAGCAACAACUUCCAGACUCUUAGCGUGAGAGUCGUAGGUCAUAUUCCUGUUACUGGGCUGAGGAUCCAACCUCAGGGUGUAAGCAGAGUUCUAGUAGACGUUCCACAGUUGUUUACAGCUUCAGUAGCCACUGGCUCAUCGGUCAGCUUUUCGUGGGUUAUUGAUGACUUGGCGCAGUUUCCACACACAGGAGACUCUUACAGUUUGGUUUUUAAGAAACCGGCAGAAUACAAGCUUAAGUUGAUUGGAAAGAACCCUGUGAGCUCUCAGUUAAUUGAGGUCAAGAUUACAGCUGAUCUAAUGACCCCACUUGCUGACCUGGCAGUAAUUUCCAUGCCAGAGGCCAUCGCUGUACACACCUCAUCUGUCUACGCUAUUCGAGUUAAAGCUGACAUCUCUAUUAGUGUUACAAUAAGUUGGGAUUUUGGUGACAAUACGACUUCUGUCAGUCACACAGUUUCUGCUGCCUCAGAGAUGAAAGACAGCUAUGAACACCAAAUUGUCAAACACAUGUAUCUCCAGGACUCUGCCCACCAUGCCUAUUCUUUCCAAGGUGACUACAUGCUGAAAAUAAAGGCUUACAACGAAUAUGACCAUAUUGAAAGGGCUGUGUUUGUUAAAGUAAGAGCUCCGCUAUCAAGAUUGCUUGUGUCAUCAUCCCCCAAUGUCAGUCAAGUCAACCGCACCAUCUUGUUUGAUGUCACUCUAUGGCCUUCUUCAUAUGGAGUGCUUUACACCUGGAAUUUUGGUGAUGAAGAAAUUAAGGAAUAUAACAGUAAACUCAGACAUGUUUUUAAAAGACCAUGUUCAUACAAUGUCACCGUCUGUGCUAACAACACCCUGUCAGUCUUGUGUAACCAUACAGAUGUGGAGAUAGUUGAGUCUGUCUCUGGUCUAUUGGUGAACUACACUAGCUCCAUUGAACUCAACAGCAUCUUCGAAAUCAUUGGCAAAGUGUCUUCAGGCACAAGUCUAAAAUGGAGUUUUGAAUUUGGAGAUGGUUCAGUAUUUAAAGAUUACUCUGAAGGCUCAUUCUCUUACAUUUACAAGUCUCCUGGAAAUUACACGGUUCAUGUUACCGCUUAUAAUUCUGUAAGUAAGGAACAGCAGUCUGUCAAUGUGGAAGUCUUUGAGUUAUUGAUAAGUAACAUUUUGCCAUCAGGAUGCAUUGCGAGUGUAACUGAGAUUGAUUUUGAGGUAUUGGUCAAAGGCUUCAUUCCUAUUUUGACUUUUAACUGGGAUUUCGGAGAUAGUACGCCAACUUCUUUUGUAAAAGGAACUGCCACAGUCACUCAUACCUUUCUAACUUCAGGGACUUUCACAGUUGGUGUAAAUGCUCGUAGCCCAGUGGGUUCGGUCUAUUAUCAAACCAGCAUAUGUGUUGAGGGCCGAAUAACAGAUGUUGAACUGAAGUCAGCCAGGAGUACUGUAGCCGUGAGGGAGGAAAUAUGCUUUGAUGUUUCUGUGACUCCCAAAGAAGGGAAUUAUAUGUUUUGGUGGAACAACAACUUUUCUAGUGAUGCCCCAGUCAUAGGCUUGUCACACCAUUGCUUUGUUUUCUCAGCAGAUGGAUUAUAUGAAAUUUCAGUGCAUGCUGGUAACAAAGUCAGCAAUAAAACUGCAAAAAUUACAAUCUUUGUUCAAAGGCCCAUAUUUGAUCUUUCCAUAGAAUAUGAAGGUAAUCAUGUUGCAUUGACUGUAAAUCAGUCCAAUUACUUUUGGGCCGAGUUUUCCGGGAGGAUAGAUGAUUUUCAGUGGGAGUUUGGUGAUGGUUCGUUAAAAAUGGUAGGCCAAAAUCAAUCACACAUUUUUCAUUUUCCUGGGAGGUUUCGCGUGACAGUCACUGCAUCGAAUGCAGUAAGUUCAGAUUCAGUUUCUGUGGACGUAGAGGUGCAGGCACCUCUGACAUAUUUAACAGUUAAUACCAGUCAGCCAUUUGCAGAGUCAGGAAUAGAGAUACUCAUAAAAGCUCAGACUGAUGUUAUUGAAACUGUCAAGUUUCACUGGACAGUGAACUCUUUGUCAUCUCCAACACUUGGAACAUCAGAGUUUUUUUAUGUAUUUCCUAAAGCAGGGGUAUUUCAGGUUCAAGUCACAGCACAAAAUCUUGUCAGUCUUUUGGAAACCAAAUUUAAUAUUGAGGUCAUAGAGAGAAUACAUGAAGUUCAGAUCCGAUGCAAGGGCUUGCAGUCUGCAAAAUAUUUCUUGACCAAUCAGACGGUUGUAUUAACAGCAUCUGUUGCACAUGGUUCGAACUUGACAUAUGAGUGGCUAACACAUCAACGUGGGGUUUACAAAACUGUAAGCAAUAGCAAACAAUUUGAGCUUUUAACUAACAAUCCCGGUGAUAUUCAUGUCAAAGUGUUGGUAUCCAAUGUGAUUGGAUCGGUAAAUAGUGAACUUUUAUUGAGAGCUGUGGAGUUUGUUUCAGGUGUAAGCAUUUCAUCACCGGUGAAUGUUUUAACAAAAGACAAGCCAGUGAGGAUUUCUGUCAGUGUAGCAUCUGGAUCAGACCUUCAGUACUCAUGGUUCCUCGACUCUGAGCACAGUCCUGUAAUAUCAGAGGUGCCUUUUUUUCUGCAUACAUUCAAUGUUGUUGGUGUGAUCAAGCUCAAAGUGUCAGUCUUGAAUAUAUUUGGGUCUGCUGACGCAACCAAGCUACUCAAUGUACAAGAAAGGAUUUCUGAAGUGGACUUCACGAUCAACGAACAAUCCAAACCAUUUUUUGUAACAUCACAUAGCCUCCUGUUUCUCCGAGGCUUUGCAAAGACAGGAAAUGUGCGGCACUGGGAAUGGGCUUUAACCUUUAGCAACAAUACUGUUGUUUUUCUAUCUGACAAUCAAACGGUCAGUUAUUCUUCUGUGGAUGUUGCAGAUCACCAUGUUUCACUUAAUGCGUCAAAUGACAUUAGCUGGCAAAUUGUUUCAUAUACUGUAAUGGCUCAGGACGCUAUCCAAGGACUUUCGCUAAGCAUUAGCAACAACGUGGUCUGUGAGAAUGAACCGGUUGCCUUCAUACCAUCGGUCUCCCAUGGAAGUGAAGUUUCCUUUACAUUAGAAUUUGUGAAUGAAAGUUCCUAUGUGGAAAUUCAGCAGAAUUUCACCACUUCAGCUCUUUCAGUUGGAAACCACCUGGUGAGAGCAAUAGCGAAAAAUAAAGUCAGCGAGCAAACGGCAACGGUAACUGUGCAAGUGGUGGACAAAAUUAAAGACUUACAUUUGAUUGGCUGUUCCGCUGUCCUAGAAGCAUCAAAAAACAUUACAUUUCAAGCUGUAGAAAAAAGUACAUCGCAAGUCAAAUACCACUGGACUUUCCUAUUAAAUGGAGUCUUUUCCUCACAGGAAAUCGGGCGAAAUGUUCACUUCACACCAGAUACUAAUGGAUCCCUGUCUAUAACACUGAAAGCAGAUAAUGGCUUCUGCUCGCAGUCCCUGAGCAUUACAGCCACAGUACAGAAGCAUGUGAGGGAAGUUAAGCUUCUUAGCUCCCAUGAUGGAGCCUUUAUUGACUAUCCAAUACAUUUCGUAGCUAUCACUGAUGGAGGCAGUGACCUUAAAUUCAAUUGGGAUUUUGGCGAAGCCGGUGGAGGAACCCUGGUUACAGAAUCAAAUACACAAGACCAUAAAUAUAAUGUAACUGGUCGAUUUGUGGUGCAUUUAACUGCUUUCAAUAACAUAAGUCAGAUCUCAACGCAAAUCUCAGUUGAAGUACAAAAAUUAGAAUGUACACAGCCUCACGUCUACCUUGUGGAAAAACUAUCUCAAAUAGUUAAAUCCAGAUCAAGCCUCUUUGAAGCAAGAGUGGACCUUAAAGGUUGCAUUACACGUAAAGCAUUAUAUCAGUGGGAGAUCUUCAAGGGCCCUGAUUGUUCAGCGAUGGUCAAGAUAGCAGUAAAUGAUACGGUGGAUGUUACAACACCCCUUCUUUUUCUGCCAAAGCACAGUCUAAAAGUAGGGAACUACUGUCUGACAUUUACCACCAGACUUCGGGGAACUCCUCUAAAACACCACAAGACCAUAAACAUCACAGUGGUCCACAGUCAACUGGUUCCUAUGAUCAAAGGUGGUUCUCACAGAAUCUGGUCAAGUCAGAGAGACCUGCUACUGGAUGCAACUGAGUCAUAUGAUCCAGAUUCAGAAGAGGAUGACAACCUGUUUCGGUUUCAUUGGGAUAACACCAUAGAGAACACCACAACAUCAUCUUCAAUCUUUUCCACAUUUCAUCAACCUAUCCCAAAAAAUGGCAGUAUUCUUCUAAUUCCCAGAAGUGCCUUAUUUCAUGGAAAAGUUUAUCACUUCACUCUCACCCUUUACAAAGACAGGAGGCAACCUGUUUCUGCAUCACAGACAGUCACGGUAUAUGAAACCGCUGUAUUACCUGUGGCAGUAAAAUGCACAUCCUAUUAUUCUCUGUUUUCGUUCCAUGUGAGUCCCAGCCGGAAUGUUGCCCUGGCUGGCCAUUGUUCUUCCUGUAAAGACAUUGUACAGUACACAUGGGCCGCAGAGAAUCAGAAAGGUGACGCUCUGCUUAUGAAUGAAGUCACUACCUCCACAGGAAAACACUCUAAAAACCUUGUCAUUAGACCAAGGGUGUUGAUGGAGGGUCAUGAAUACACUUUUACUAUCAAUGUGUCUGAACCCUCCUCUGGGCUUUGGGGGUCAGCAAGCAUCACCUUAAUUCCCAACUGGCCUCCCUACGGGGGUAUUUGCACUCUCUCACCAGAUGACUCGCUUAAUUUCUUGGAAACCAUGGCCACUUACAAUUGCUCAGGUAUUGUGGUUUCAACAGAGUGCCAUUUUGUACCAAAGCAAAAGCUCCUUGUUUUGACACAUACUUUCCUGCUUUUUUCCUUAAUGGCAGGUUGGAUGGAUGAUGAUAGUGAGUCAGCUCAGCUGAUAUUUUCACUGCAGGUGUCACAGUGUGAAGAUUUCGGACCAUUAUGUCCCUUGCUUACCCUUUAUAGAGGCACUCAGAGCAUGUUUGGUUCCCUAGUGCCAAUGGGUAGUGCAAGCAAAAUUGAAAACAGAUCUACUAUUCACGUGCUGGUGAAGGUUGAGGACAACAUGGGGGCUUCUGUGGUUGCAGUAAGAAAGAGCCUGACAGUGCUGUUGAGGGAACGUCACACAACUGAGUGGUUGAGGAACAGGAGCCAAUCAGAGUUCAGGGCUUUACUUCAACAAGGCAACCCGCAGGAUAUCAUACAGUAUUCUAUUGCCCUGACCAGUCAACUUAACCAGCUUAAAACCGUUAGCGCUCAAGAGCUGGAGGACAAGAUUCAGAUUCGAGGAAAUGUGACUAGGGGCCUGGCGUCUCUGCCGGUCUCAACCAUCCAAGAUGCAGCUCAGAUCAGCUCAGCCCUGGCCCUAUCCACCGUAAUUCCCUCUGAAGUGCGGUGCGAGAGCUGCCACGCGAAGGUUCUGAAGGUCACAAAGAAAAUGAUCAAAGUAAUGAGACAACAAACAGGACAGAGUGACAUCGACCCCACAGACACCGGCAGGAACAUUCUGAGCGUUCUAAGUAGCACAUUGACUGCUGAUCACAGCGGCAGAAGUCAUUCUGGCCUCAAGCAAUCGCAUACAUCAGAGACGGACCCAUCGGCGCUAAGUCAGAUUUUCGAGCUCAUGCGCUCAUUAAUGAUGUCGCGGAUGCGUGGGGAGGAGGCUCUCUCCAUCGCCGUUCCCAAGAUCAGCGCAGUGGGUGUACGGGGUGACCCUACUAAAGAUCUGCUCUGCACUGAUCCUUUCAGCAGCUGCCAGUUUUACGUCCCAUUAGCUCUGAGCUCUCAGCUGAAGGAAGAAAACCAGGAAGUUACGCAGAUCCUUCUGGAAAUGGCAGCUGAUGAAAACCCAUUUAUUCCAGAUGCAGAGCUGCCUUUAUCUACUACUCUUGCAGCCAUGGAGUUUGCUACAGCGCAGGGUCAGCCCAUCCCAAUUGCCAAUCUGACAUCAGACACUGCGAUACAAUUUACCUUGCACAAAAAAAGAAGAGAGACGGAGGAUGAGAGGUUGCUUGGGAAAAAGUUUACUCUGCCUACUCAAGGGAGUGUGAAUUUUACAGUCAAAGCCGUGGAAACAGACCCUCAGGCUGGCCUCUAUGUUUCACUAAACUUCAGUAUCAUACAAGGACCUAGCAAGACAGCCUCUGGACUAGUAUGGAUAUCUGUAUCUGACCAAUCAGAUCAUUCAUCUCAGCGUGUUCCUUCUAAAGCCCUCACCAUUUCUCUCUCAUCUGAGACUUCAUCAUUGGAGCACACCAUCUUUCUCACACCACUUUUAAACGGUUCUGCUAAAGAUCUGUUUGUGAACCUGACAAGCAGCAUCGAUACAGAUGUGUCCAUCUCUGCGCUCGUGUUCAGCGCUUUGUGUCGGUUCUUCAGUGUGGAUGAGAAGCGCUGGAGCAGCGAGGGUUUGAGACCCCUGAGUAACAGCAGCCCUCACGCUGCCCGCUGCCUCACCCAGCAUCUCACCAUGUUUGGAGCCAGCCUCUUCGUUCAUCCAGAGACACUUCUGUUGCUGCCACCGUCAGAGGAGCCGGUGAAAAACGUGAUGGUGGGAAUAGUUUGUGGAGUCUUGCUACUGAUUCAUCUGCUGGUUGGUCUUAUCUCACACAAACUGGAUCACCUGGAAAGUCUGCGCCUGUCUUGUGUCCCACUUUGUGGACAAAAAGGCCACUACCAGUAUCGGAUUCUAAUCAAAACAGGUUGGAAAAGAGGGUCUGGUACCACUGCUCAUGUUGGCAUUAGCCUUCAUGGACUGAAUAAAAGUGGUUCACGUCACCUCCAAAGAGAGGGAGCUUUCCAGAGGAACGGUCUGGAUGACUUCCAAAUUGAAACGGAUGCCAAUCUUGGAGAGAUCUGGAAAAUACGCAUCUGGCAUGAUAACACAGGUUUGGACCCGUCCUGGUACCUGCAACAUGUAAUAGUCUGGGAUUUACAGACAGAAUACAUGUUCUUCUUCCUCGUGGAGGACUGGCUAUCUGUGGAGAAUGAGAGGAACUCUGGAAGGGUGGAGAAAGUUGUUUUAGCUUCUUGUCCUCAGGAGCUGCAGCAGUUUAGGAGGGUCCUACAAGCCCAGUUGCUGUUCGGGCUUCGAGAGCACCAUCUGUGGAUCUCAUUAUGGGAACGGCCAGCCCACAGCAGUUUUAGCCGAGCGCAGAGGGUCACAUGCUGCUGCCUCUUAUUACAUCUGUACCUGGCCGCUGGGGCACUGUGGUAUGGAGCAGUGGGCAGAAAGGGCAGCAGUGCCCCAGUCUCUACGCAUAUGUUGAUGAAUGCAGAGACCAUUCUGGUUGGAAUGACGGUGGCGGCUUUAAUGUUUCCUCUGCAAAUAGUUUUUAGGUUGCUGUUUCAAAAAACCAAAAGUAAGGUGACAUUGGAGAUGUCUCUGCCUCCAUCUCCAGUGUCUCACACCGUGGAGAUGGAUGUAUUCCUCAACGGCCCCAAUUUCUCCUGCUCCUCUUUUUUGUCACUUCCCACUGGCCCUGACUCCUCCAUAUAUGAUGGACCGUCUCCUUUCACUAACUCUUUGCAGAGCAAGAAUCUAGAUUCAGAGUUUUGGAAAGAUUCAGAUCACAGCGAUGACCGAUUGGAUCACUGGGCAUCAUGUGACAGUAUCUUUGGCCUGUCUGAGUUGCCAGGAGUUACUAACCUCCUGAAGAGAAAAAAAGCCCUUCUACAGCUACAUUUGUCUACCCCAACCUCUGACCAUGACACUUUGGAACCAACCAAGUCUUCAGAGAAAGAUCUUAGGUCUCUAUCUGGAGACAUGGAUCCCAUUAACACUCUCUCAUCAGAACCAGCAGCAUCUGACAGUGGCCAUUUUACACCCAAUGAGAGUACCCUGUCGGAAGAUCAGGACAGCUUGUGUAGUGAUUGGUCUGAUCUGAGCCUGGAUACUCCUACAUAUGAAACCGACUUCCACAAAUCUUGCGCCACUCUCUCAGUUCUCAGUGACGCCAGUACAUUCCUUCCCAGCCUCCCACCUGACUCUAUAAGCACCACGUCCAACACACGCAUCGGUGUUGUUCGCGGAGUCCCUGCCUCAAGUCUUCCGGCCUGGGUUCUGCGUGUUGUUCAUCUCCUGGUGGCUGUUCUGCUGGGAACAUGCUUGGCACUGGUGGGACUGUAUGGCAGCAGGUUUUCCAGCUCUGUGGUUCUCAUGUGGCUUGUAUCGGCCCUGUCUGCCUUCCUCACUUCCUCCCUGCUGUUGGAACCAUUUGCAAUAUGUGUUCAGGCUCUAUAUCUGGCUGUUGUGGUGAGACCAGUGGACCCUGAGGUGGAAGAGCGUUUGGCUCAGGAGACAGAAGUGAGAAGGACAGAAGAUAAUGUAGGUGAUAAGGUUCAUCCUCCCUCUGGAUACGGCCUCCUGCAGGCGAAAGAGGAAGCAUGGAAAUUGAAAAAGCUGAGAGUUCUAAUGAGGAAUUGCUUAGUGUACAUGCUGUUCCUGUUAGUGGUUCUGAUGGUGAACUACCAGGAAAAUGUGCAGGAGACCAGCAGCAGACUGCUUCGCUCAGCCAUUAAACACAAGCUGAUCUCUGCUUCACCAGAGCAGCCCGCUCUUAAUGCAUUAUCAGGAUGGAUGAAUGCUGAGGAGUGGAUAGACAAGAGAUUAACAUCGCAUUUGUAUAAAAACCCUUCUCUUUCUUUGAUCGGUCUGCCACGUCUUCAGAAAAUUUAUUCUCAGGACUUCUGCAGUCAAAACAUCAGAGAUCUGUUCCAAUCUGGUCGACAUCCUUUGAUGCUGGCUUCUAACUUUUCAUCCCAUGCCAACCCUGAACACCAGAGAUCUUCAGAAUCCAUCAGGAACACUCCAGCUCUAUUAACUCGGUCAUCUAAGGACGUCUUAUGCACGUCUGAUCAGACAGAAAAAGUAUUACUUGGAAACAGCAGUGAAUCUGCACGUCGGAUCCUGUCGGAACUACAGACAUCAAACUGGAUGACAACAGGGACUCAGGCAGCAUUGAUUGAGUUCACUCAGUAUCACAAAGAGACGAGUAUCCUGACACCCGUCUCCAUUCUUUUGGAUCAGACGCAGACAGGCCGAAUCAUUGCUUUUAUCUCCAUCCAGACUUUUCACGUAACUCUGUUUUCUGGUGCAGACUUACACGUCACAUUGACGGUUCUGCUUCUGUUGUUUGGCCUGUGUUUUCUGAGUUCUGAAAUUUGGACUUUGAUGAGGAAGCCCCAUCAUUACCUGAGACAGACCGGAUGCUGGUUUCAACUUCUGUUAGCCUUUCUGACACUAGCGGCAGCUGUCCUUCGACUGUAUUUCCUCUCCACGGCAGAAUCUUGUCUUUCCAGACACCGCUUGCAACCUGACUCCUUUACAGACUUCCAGAGCGCUGCUUCACUAGCCAGAAAAUCCAGUCAGCUCUCAGCUGUUUUACUAACCCUCUUGGUUUUAAAGAUGGUUGGGGUCUUGAGGUUUGUUAAAAGAUGGCUGGUGUUGGGACGGGUUAUUCGACAGGUAUUCCCUCAGAUCUGUACCUUGAUACUUCUGCUGCUGCUCCUGUUACUUCUCUUCUCUCAUACAGGCAUUAUGCUUUUUUCCAGUUCAGUGGAAGGCUUUAGGACAUUGGGUCAGGCGAGUCACUCUCUCCUAUGUUUGUUAAGGGGACACAACAGCCUGCAUCGACUUUUUGAGCAACAUCCAGUGGUGGGCCCGCUCUACUGCCUGUGUGCCGUAGGCGUUGCAUUCUGGGUGGUUGGGCAUCUGUGUGCUGCUGUAUUGAUUCAAACAUACAGAAUGGUACAGGCAGAAAUUAACAGGCCGCCCAUAGAGCCGCAGGACUAUGAGAUGGUACAGUUUCUCAUUAAACGUCUAAAGCUAUGGAUGGGGCUCAGCAAAACCAAAGAGUUUAGGCACAGAGUCAAGUUUGAGGGAAUGGUUCCUCCUCCCUCCAGAUCUUCUCAGGACUCUCAAGCCUCCAACUUCUCCAGUCCUAUGGGACCCCGCCAGGCAUCACCGGCAUCCAUGGCCUCUGACUUCACUGUCAAUUCAGACAGUUUGGACUUUAACCAUUACGUGGACCGCCUGUUGCCUGUUGUCGAUAGCCUUCUAGCUUGUUUCGACCGCGUCAACCAGGUAACUGAGGAAGUAUAUAACUUUGAGCAGCAACUUGAGGAAGUCCAGAAAAGAAUUUCCCAAAGAAAACAGCCUCAACAAGUACCCACCAAGGCACCAAAGCUACCACUGCACCCUCAAACCCCAUCUACUUCUUUCUUGGAAUGUAAUUCCAGUCCAUCUUCUGUUCAAGGCAUCUCCAAAGGCCUUCAAUUCCGACGUGGUACUCAUUCAGAAUCUUCCUUCUUGGGUUCAAGCUUUCGCUUCAGUAAGAGAAUACUUUCUGCGCUGGAUGGAAGGAAAAACAGUGCAAACUGUGAAAACGGGGGCGUUCCGAGACGUAGAGCCUGGAAUUCUGUAACAUGUCAUUCAGCUGACACAGCACAAAGGUUACCCGGAUCUCAGAGGGUGGCGAUGUUGCCAGUAAGACCCCGCAGUGAAGAGGGAGACAGGGAACUUGUGCAGCAUGGCGUACCUAUUAAGAGACAGGCUUGGCACACUGAAUAAAUAUAAUGGGCAAAUACCAAAUGGCAUUUUCGACAAUAUGUAAUGGCUUUAUUAUGAAUCAAAUAUGGACAGCCAUCUAAUUUUAUUCUGGUCAUUUUGAAAGAGUUCAAUCAAUGAAGACAGCAUGUUAGGCACUUACAUUGAUGGAUUUUCAACAGUGUGUUUACAUUUCUGAGCUUGACAGGAGUUCCACCUCUUGACUGGUGUGUUUGCACGACUUAUGUUGAAGCAUUUGUUUACUUUAUCUUUAGAUUUUAUCUUAUUUAGUUUUUAUGCGACACUUGUCUUGUAUAUGAACAAAUAUUUUAUUCUGUCAAUAAAAUGACAUGGCCAUCAAAAUCUGUGGCUUAAGCAUUAACAUAUUUGUGUCUUUCAUUUACUAAGUAUAAGACGUUCAAUUAAUUUUUAUAUAGAUCCAUUUUGCCCCAAUCCUGUCAUGCUGUUAAUCAAUAAAAAACAAAUCUUGUUAGCUGUCCUGAUGCGGCAAAAUGAAGUGUUUUACCACGAAAUCCAUGAUCAGAUCACCCUCAAGAGCAAGGUGUUUUCACAAAGGUUAGAAAUUGUUUCCCUAAAGAUUUGUUCAAGCAAUCCAGCCCAUGUAUGCUCACUGUGGAAUAUCCUUCGUCGGACCACUAGAUGGAACCCACGUCAAACAAAUAUUCUGAGAAAAACCGAGCAGCUUCCGACUGUUUUUAUGUCCUUAUGUUCACUAUUUUAACUCAGAGAUGCUGCCCACAAAUACUGUAACCAACAUGCAACAUAUUAUUUUCUAAAUAUUAAAUGGUGGUUCAGUGUGCAUAAACAAUAAUAACACUCAAGUAGUUAAGCAAACCCUUUAGCCAUGACUAGCUAUAUUCAUAUUGCAUAGCCUCAUGUGCCUUUUAGCUUUUAGAAAACAGAAGCCAUGUUUUAUAACCAAAAUUAUAAAAAAUUGGUUAUGUUUUCAGUUAUUUUUUAUAUAUUCUUGUCCUGUGACUUCUGGAACUUGAAUGUUUUAGUAAAGAAUUUAAAGCAUUCAUGAGAAUCAAUUUCUGGUUUCUGCAUUCAGAGAACACACCAAUCAAAUGUAAAUAUACAUAGUCUACAAUAAAUAUACAAAUAAAUCUUAAAAUACAGUACAGGAUAAUCAGGGGUGGAUUAAGGUGGUCAAGGGCCCCUAUGUUGCUCUUUGGGUGACCCCCCCCCCCCCCUUAGGUGGCUUUCAGGUGUCAUUCAGUUCGCAGUUUAGUUCGGAACGGAGCACGGUUUGCAUGAAAAAUCGCUAAUGUAAAAGCUGUCACACGAACUCAGGUGCGCACGAAUAAUGAAUAUUAUAAUAACUUAUAAUAAAUAUCUAAAAGAUGUGCAGUAAGUCAUUCCCUUUAAAUGCUAUUGAGAUUUAAAUCUUGUAGUUUAAUGUGUAUAUGUAACUUUGUAGACGGUCCCUAAAUUCACGAAUAUCGAGCGUCCAAUGUCAAAGCAACUUUAUGCCAGCACAUAAACUGUGUAUUUAA
This is a messenger RNA of Triplophysa dalaica, 12905 nucleotides long. RefSeq names its product polycystic kidney disease 1b (gene pkd1b). The record is from RefSeq and is a predicted model, not a curated record. The transcript is spliced from 36 exons. Gene Ontology annotation, biological process: kidney development. Gene Ontology annotation, molecular function: protein binding. Gene Ontology annotation, cellular component: membrane. The coding region runs from base 1 to 11412 and encodes 3803 amino acids. NCBI's taxonomy places the organism in Eukaryota, Metazoa, Chordata, Actinopteri, Cypriniformes, Nemacheilidae.